GACUGAUUUAGAUUCUCUCCGACGUUAUCCACUUCUCUUAGCUCCCAUCAAUGGCGGAUCGGUAGCUUUUCCUCGAAAGAUGAAUCGAAUCUCAGCUACUUCGUCUCUUUCGACUCAUCUCCCUCUCCUCCCUUCCUCCUGCUCCGUUCCGACGCGACGACGAAGCAGAGGUAAUCACCACUACUCCUCCAGGCGUGUCAACCUCAAGCCGCUAACCUCUCGAAUCGUGCUCCUCAAGCGGCGUCGCCAGCUGGAUCAGAUCGUGGAGGAGGUGGAAGCGGCUAAGAAACGGUAUGGGAGGUUGAAUACGAUCGUGAUGAACUCCGUUUUGGAAGGUUGCGUUCAUUGCGGAGAUGUGGAUUUGGCUCUCCGGAUGUUUCGUGAGAUGGUGGAGCCUGGUGGAUGUGGCGUUGAUUCCAUCACUUACGCCAUUAUCUUGAAGGGAUUGGGAAAGGUUAGGAGGAUUGAUGAAGCGUUUCAGAUUAUGGAGUCUAUAGAGCAGGGAAGUGCUCCUGGGAAUCCCAAGUUGUCAUCGUCUCUUGUUUAUGGUUUGCUUGAUGCUUUGAUCAGUGCCGGAGAUUUACGGCGUGCCAAUGGUCUGCUUGCACGAUAUGGAACUUUACUCUUAGAGCAUGGCGGCCCGUCAAUUCUCGUCUAUAACUUGUUGAUGAAGGGGUAUGUCAACUCAGGAUCUCCACAAGCAGCAGUGAUUUUACUGGAUGAAAUGUUACGCCUUGGAUUGGAGCCUGAUAGGCCUACCUACAAUACUUUGAUCCAUGCCUGUAUCAAAUGUGGCGAUUUGGAUGCCGCUAUGAAGUUCUUGAAGGAAAUGAAGGAGAAAGCAGAGGAAUACUAUGACGAUUCUCUUUAUCCAGAUGUUAUAACAUACACUACUUUGGUGAAGGGAUUUGGAGAUGCGAAGGAUAUGAUAUCACUGCAAGAAAUAUAUCUGGAAAUGAAACUGUGUGACAGCUUGUUCAUUGACCGGACUGCAUUUACAGCAGUCGUUGAUGCUCUUCUAAAGUGUGGUUCAACGAGCGGGGCCCUUUGUGUCUUUGGUGAAGUAUUGAAAAUAAGCGGAGCUAAUGUAGACCUGAGACCAAAGCCGCACUUGUACAUGUCUAUGAUGCGUGCGUUCGCUGUCCAAGGAGAUUACGGCAUGGUUAGAAACCUGUAUCUUCGCCUAUGGCCAGAUUCUUCGGGAAGAAUCUCCAAGGCAGUCCAACAAGAAGCUGAUAAUCUGCUGAUGGAAGCAGCUCUCAAUGCUGGCCAGCUCGACGAGGCCCUUGGAAUUCUAACAAGUAUUGUUAGAAGGUGGAAGGCAAUACCUUGGACGACUAGUGGAGGCAUGGCUGCUGUUCGCCUAGAAGCAUUGUUGGGGUUUUCCAAGUCUAUAUUGCGUCCACAUCUACUCAGUAAGGUUAUACCGAGCGAACCAAUAGAAAGUAUUAUGAUUCCAUUUGAAGCCACUCGGCCACUGCUAGGCACACUGCAGCUGAAGAAUGUGGUCAUGCGGUUUUUCAAGGAGCAAGUUGUGCCAGUUAUAGACGAAUGGGGAAGCUGCAUAGGCCUUUUGCAUCGGGAGGAUUGCAACAAUCUUGAAGCGCCAUUGGUCUCAAUGAUGAGAAGCCCGCCUCCAUGUGUGAGUACAACAACAUCGAUUGGUCGCGUGGUAGAUCUUGUUUUGGAAAAGAAACAUAAGAUGGUUAUAGUUAUUCAUUCUUGUGGGAGCGGUUACAGCUCAAAGGCAGUAGGAGCUUUUACAAGAGCACAAUUGUAUCGGUUGUUUGAACCAGAGCAAAAGCUGCUCUGGUGGAUGUAAGUUAAGUAAUAUCCCUUUUAGGAUGAGUUAAUUUCAAUUGUUAGAUAUUCUUGUCACUUUUGCAUAUAGAGAUCUCUUUUUGGUAAAGACAAGAAAAGAGCAGAGAUGUGAAGCAUUGAUAUGUUCCACACGCAAAACCACAUGAGUCAUUUGUCCAACAUUCGAUGCUAU
Messenger RNA from Eruca vesicaria subsp. sativa (arugula), 1993 nucleotides. Lineage: Eukaryota; Viridiplantae; Streptophyta; Magnoliopsida; Brassicales; Brassicaceae. The record is from the annotation of a GenBank genome assembly.